CAGCCAGCCAUCCAUCCGCAGAAAACUAAACAUGGCGACAGUGGUGUCUUCCAAAAUAAGGAAAGGUACGAGGAGCGCAGCAUGCAACGCCAGUGCCCUAUCCUCUCUCUGCUGUUUUCUGCUCAUUGUAACUAUCAUCAUCAUCUUUGCUAGUGAUGGGAAUGCUGAAGGCCUGCGUCCAGCAUUCGCUUGCGACGCGAGAGAUGCAAGAACCAAAGGCUGGGGGUUUUGUGGGACUAAUUUGGGAAUAGCAGAGAGAGUGAGUGACCUGAUUGGAAGGUUGACACUGCAAGAAAAGGUUCGGCUGCUGGUGAACAAUGCGGCGGAAGUGGCACGGCUGGGGAUCAAAGGGUACGAGUGGUGGUCGGAGGCGCUUCAUGGGGUCUCCAAUGUGGGACCCGGCACCAAGUUUGGAGGAGAAUUCCCCGCAGCCACCAGCUUCCCGCAGGUCAUCACCACCGCAGCUGCUUUCAAUGCUUCAUUGUGGGAAGAAAUCGGACGGGUGGUAUCAGAUGAGGGUCGAGCGAUGUACAACGGAGGGUUGGGCGGACUGACGUACUGGAGCCCGAAUGUGAACAUUUUCAGAGACCCAAGGUGGGGGAGGGGGCAGGAGACUCCCGGGGAAGACCCUGUUUUGGCCGGUAAAUACGCAGCAAGCUACGUGAGAGGGUUACAGGGAAAUCUGGACGGCGGCCGCCUGAAGGUGGCAGCAUGCUGCAAGCACUUCACUGCGUACGACCUCGACAACUGGAGUGGGGUUGAUCGUUUUCACUUCAAUGCCAAGGUGAGCAGGCAGGACAUCGAAGACACAUUCGACGUGCCCUUCAGAAGCUGCGUCAAGGAAGGUAAGGUGGCAAGCGUGAUGUGCUCCUACAACCAAGUCAACGGGAUUCCCACCUGCGCUGACCCUAAACUUCUCCGCCACACCAUUCGCGGAGCCUGGCGUCUCGAUGGGUAUAUAGUCUCUGAUUGUGACUCUGUUGGAGUUCUUUAUGACAAUCAACAUUACACCUCAACACCUGAAGAAGCCGCGGCAGAUGCCAUCAAAGCAGGUCUGGACUUGGAUUGCGGACCAUUCUUGGGAUUACACACAGAAAGGGCCGUGCAACUGGGACUGUUGAAAGAGGCGGACAUUAACAGCGCCUUGGCCAACACUCUCACCGUCCAAAUGAGACUGGGAAUGUUCGAUGGCGAGCCAUCAAAGCAGCCCUUCGGUAACCUGGGCCCCCAUCAUGUCUGCACCCAUUCUCACCAACGCCUGGCACUCGAAGCUGCUAGACAGGGAAUUGUUCUUCUUAAAAACCACGGUCCUUCCUUGCCUCUUUCCCCUCGCCGUCACCGCACCCUUGCUGUCAUCGGACCUAACUCAAACGUCACUGCUACGAUGAUCGGGAAUUAUGCAGGCGUUGCAUGCGGAUACACAACUCCACUACAGGGAAUAGGAAGGUUUGCGAAGACAAUUCAUCAACAGGGUUGCGCAGGCGUUGCUUGUAGCAGUGAGGAACUCUUUGGUGGUGCCAUUGAUGCUGCACGUCAAGCAGAUGCAACCAUUCUUGUAAUGGGGCUAGACCAGUCGAUCGAGGCGGAGUUCAGAGACAGGGCAGGGUUACUCUUGCCCGGUCAUCAACAACAGCUCGUCACUAGGGUGGCUGCGGCCUCCAAGGGUCCUACCAUAUUGGUCUUAAUGUCUGGAGGUCCUGUGGACGUGUCAUUUGCCAAAAAUGAUGCACGAAUUGGUGCAAUUCUUUGGGUAGGCUACCCUGGCCAAGCUGGAGGAGCUGCAAUUGCCGACGUCCUAUUUGGAACCCAUAACCCAGGAGGAAAGUUGCCAAUGACAUGGUACCCGCAAGAUUACCUUUCUAGUUUGCCCAUGACAACAAUGGACAUGAGAUCCGACCCACGUAAAGGCUAUCCAGGCAGGACCUACAGAUUUUAUAAAGGCCCGGUGGUUUAUCCAUUUGGGCACGGCCUGAGCUACACCAGCUUUGUACACACAAUUGCUGACGCUCCCACCGUGGUUUCAGUUCCGGUUGACGGCCACCGCAGAUGGAACACCAGCGUGUCAAGCAAAGCCAUCAAGGUCACGCAUGCCAGAUGCAGCAGGCUCUCGAUUGGGGUACACGUUGAUGUGAAGAACGUUGGUGGGAUUGAUGGUUCCCACACAUUGCUUGUAUUCUCGUCCCCGCCUGGUAGUGGUCAUUGGGCUCCCCACAAGCAAUUAGUUGCCUUUGAGAAAGUGCACGUACCAGCAAGGGCACAGCAGCGGGUGUUUCUGAAGAUUCACGUCUGCAAGUACCUGAGCGUGGUGGAUAGAGCCGGAAUUCGAAGAAUUCCCAUGGGCCUACACAGUCUCCAUAUUGGUCCCAUUACCCAUUCCAUUUCUCUCCAAGCAGCAGUCCUAGGCGUCAUUAAAUCCUAGAACUCAUUCUUUCUUUCUUUCUUUUUCGUGUGGAAAACAAUCCCGGUCAGAUGAAAUUCAGCAUUUAUUUGAAACUGCAAAAAUGAAAGAUCGCCAGGGCCAUGCAUCAAUUUUCCUCCUGCCCUUCGUUGAACUUGGUUUGGUUUUUGUUAUGCCUUCCAUAGAGCCCACAUGCUUGAA
Coffea eugenioides is the source of this 2599-nucleotide messenger RNA. RefSeq names its product probable beta-D-xylosidase 2. NCBI's taxonomy places the organism in Eukaryota, Viridiplantae, Streptophyta, Magnoliopsida, Gentianales, Rubiaceae. Gene Ontology annotation, biological process: xylan catabolic process; arabinan catabolic process. Gene Ontology annotation, cellular component: plant-type cell wall. The record is from RefSeq and is a predicted model, not a curated record. The transcript has 6 exons. Bases 32 to 2419 code for a protein of 795 amino acids. Gene Ontology annotation, molecular function: xylan 1,4-beta-xylosidase activity; alpha-L-arabinofuranosidase activity.